CCCACCAGAGCAGGUUGCUCUCAGCAGGUGACAUCGGGAGACAUGAAUCCCACCUGGGUCCAGCACCUCAUUGUCCUGGGGACGCUGCUGGGAGCCGGCAACACCAGUACGGAUACUGCAGAUACCUGGUGCUAUGAAGACCCAAAAUGCGGUCCAGAGACAUGGGCGGCUCUGGGGCACUGUAGCGGCACCAGGCAGUCCCCGAUCAACAUCAUCACCCCUGCGGCUGUCCACAAUCCCCACCUGGGGGCUGUGUCCCUCGCUGGCUAUGGGGAUGCCGGGAAGCUUAUCUCCAUGGAAAACACGGGGAAGACAGUGUACGUGCAUUUAGCGGAUGGGCUCCGUCUCAGCGCCCAGGGGCUCCCAGCUACCUACACAGCCAAAUCCUUCCACCUGCACUGGGGCCAGGGGGCAGCCCGGCCUGGCUCGGAGCAUUUCAUCAAUCACAAAGGGUUCUCCAUGGAGCUCCACAUUGUUCAUACCAAGAACAACCUGAGCACCACUGAUGCCCUGAAGGAUCCCGAGGGAAUUGCUGUGCUGGCCUUCUUCAUCCAGGCAACAGCCCAUGCACGCCCCUCCCCCUCCUGGGAUUCCUUCACCCAGCACCUGAAGAAGGUGGCUCUGAAGGGGGAGGAUACGGAUCUGGAAGGCUCCUUCUCUCUGACGGGGCUCCUGGGCUCGGUGGACCUAGCCCGCUAUUACCGCUACCAGGGUUCCCUCACCACCCCCAACUGUGAUGAAGUCGUGGUCUGGACUGUCUUCCCCGAUCCCAUCCUGGUGCCUCCUGACGUGGUGGCUGCGUUCCCCUCCAUCCUCAACUCCACAGACUCAGAUUCUGGGCCCCGGCUGCAGAACAACUACCGGCCUCUGCAGAGCCUUGGGGAUCGCCAAGUGGAGGCCUCGGUGGCCCUCCGAGUCGCCCCCAGCUCCUCUUCCACCCCACGGCCUGCAGCCUUGAUCCCUCUACUCAUCAGUAUCGCAGCAAUCACCUGGCAGCUAUAGGGGGACAGAGCCAGACGCCUAGAGGCUGGACUUAGGCAGGGGAAGUGCUGGGAGACAGGUCUCCUGGGUUCUAUUCCUGGUUCAGCCACAGACUUUGUGACCAUCCUCAAGAGCCAUCACCGCUCUGGGCCUCAGUUUCCCCAUCUAUAACAUAGAGAUAGGUUUUGCUCCACAGUCCUGGAGACAGCAUUGAUCACAGUCCUCUUGGAGACUGGGAGGGAACGUACCCAUCAGCUAAUAUUGCUCAGGAGGAAUGGAUCGCAAGCCCCCCACUGCCAGGAGUUUGGACUGAGUGGGCACAGCGGGGGGGUGACAUUGCACUCCAUAUGCUUUAUAAAAGAAUGCUCAUAAAUGUAAAUAUGGUGUAACUGGAAUAUGCUUUAUGCACAAGGUCUUU
Molecule: messenger RNA, 1399 nt
Organism: Mauremys reevesii (Reeves's turtle)
Lineage: Eukaryota; Metazoa; Chordata; Testudines; Geoemydidae
Product: carbonic anhydrase 4-like
Exons: 9
Coding region: 43-1002 (319 amino acids)
Cellular component (GO): plasma membrane
Molecular function (GO): zinc ion binding; carbonate dehydratase activity
Source: RefSeq, a predicted model, not a curated record